AUGCUCUGCUGCUUAGUCUACUUUAAUGGGCAACAUCUCAAUUUGUGCGUGUGUGUGAUUUUUUUUUGUUUGUUUGUUUGUUUUCUUUUUCGGAAGUUGGGAGGGGAAUCUAAUUUGGGCCCUGUCCACCCUGGAAACAGACUUGUGCUGGUCAAUAAUGUACUCAAGAUGCUUCUUCUGGUUGAAAUAGCUGUUAAUGUGUCCCCUUGUUCAGACUUGCGUGUACCUAGCUCUUCUGUCCCCAGUGUGGACAUGGCCUUGGAUGACAUCGGUUCCAACUGUACACUGAAAGCUGCUAAUAGAGAUACAGUUUGGAGACAGUGA
Messenger RNA from Rangifer tarandus platyrhynchus (Svalbard reindeer), 324 nucleotides. The record is from the annotation of a GenBank genome assembly. Lineage: Eukaryota; Metazoa; Chordata; Mammalia; Artiodactyla; Cervidae.